This is a messenger RNA of Olea europaea var. sylvestris, 933 nucleotides long. Its product is annotated as GATA transcription factor 2-like. Gene Ontology annotation, molecular function: zinc ion binding; sequence-specific DNA binding. Lineage: Eukaryota; Viridiplantae; Streptophyta; Magnoliopsida; Lamiales; Oleaceae. The transcript is spliced from 3 exons. The coding region runs from base 1 to 933 and encodes 310 amino acids. The record is from RefSeq and is a predicted model, not a curated record. Gene Ontology annotation, biological process: regulation of DNA-templated transcription.
AUGCCUGCAGAAAAUCGACAAGAAUUUCCCUCUCUCUCAGACUCAACGUGGGAAGACUUGGACAUUGACCAAGACGAAAUUCCUUCUGAAUUAAAGAAUCCAUUAUGUAUACCACAAGAUAGACUUGAAGAUGUGGAUUUUUUCCCACCCUUUGGAGAUGAUUUAAUUUCAUUAAGUGGAUUAUUUCAGUCACCAAAACAUAAAUCCUCCUGUUCAGGUCAAUUUUCAUCCAAGAAACACUCCAAUACCCUUUCAUUGGAUGCUUGUGAAAACAUGAACGUACCUUUGUUUUUGAAUGAUUUUCUGGGCUUCCGAGGAAACCGUAAUCCAGAAAAACUCCAUUUUCAUGGCUCUCAGAAGCAAGAAUCUGAAGAUAAAGGGAAACGGAAAGGGAAAGGGAUUUUGUACGAAUUUUUUGAACAGACCGGCGAGAAACCGGCAAUUGAAGAUGGGUAUAAAGUUACAUCUCUAAUGAACAAGAGAUGUGGGAGCAACGGACCACAAAGCCAUUCACGGAAUUCAUCGAAAGAUACGAAACUGAGGUGCACUCAUUGCCAAGCUGAGAAGACACCACAGUGGAGGAUGGGUCCAUUGGGGCCAAAGACGCUGUGUAAUGCUUGUGGCGUGCGAUUCAAAUCUGGGAGAUUAAUGCCGGAGUACCGCCCUGCAGCGAGCCCAACUUUUGAUAGUACGAAACAUUCUAAUUUUCAUAAGAAUAUAUUGCAAGAGGUAAGGGCUGGAAUUGAUAUUGGAUUGAGAGAGGGAUUUGGAGCACAUGUAGAAGAUAGCUUGGAACAUCACAAGUUCGUAUUUUAUGGAAAUAGAUGUGAAUAUUUGUGGGGAUCCUUUUCUAUAGAAGAUAGAAUAUUUAAGAGGAUAGUUUCUCCUCCUAUCAAUGAAUUUGACAGAAUUAUAAUUCUUUACUUCAGUUAA